This is a messenger RNA of Knipowitschia caucasica, 1800 nucleotides long. The record is from the annotation of a GenBank genome assembly. Lineage: Eukaryota; Metazoa; Chordata; Actinopteri; Gobiiformes; Gobiidae.
AUGGCCGGCCUGUAUUCUGCUUGGAACAUGAGCCCAGUCAAUCCUGUGCAACAGUCCAGGCCCUUCAUAGAGAUCAUCGAGCAGCCCAAACAGAGGGGGAUGCGCUUCAGGUACAAGUGCGAGGGGAGGUCCGCCGGCAGCAUCCCGGGAGAGAAGAGCAACGACACCACCAAGACUCACCCCGCCAUCAAGGUGCACAACUACAGCGGCCCCAUGCGUGUGCGGAUCUCCCUGGUCUCCAAAAACCCUCCGCACAAGCCCCACCCCCACGAGCUGGUGGGCAAGGACUGCAAGCAUGGAUACUACGAGGCGGAUCUGCAGGAGCGCCGCAUACACAGUUUCCAGAACCUGGGGAUCCAGUGUGUGAAGAAGAAAGAUGUGGUUGAGGCCAUCACCUGUCGCCUGCAGACCAGCAACAACCCCUUUAAUGUUCCAGAAGCCAAAGUGUGGGAGGAGGAGUUUGACCUGAACUCCGUGCGCCUGUGUUUCCAGGCCUCCAUCACUCUGUCGUCAGGAGACAUGUUCCCUCUGGAACCAGUGGUGUCUCAGCCCAUCUACGACAACCGAGCACCGAACACUGCCGAGCUGAAAAUCUGCAGAGUCAACCGCAACUCUGGCAGCUGUAAAGGAGGGGACGAGAUCUUCCUUCUGUGCGACAAGGUGCAGAAGGAGGACAUCGAGGUGCGAUUCUUCCAGGACGCGUGGGAGGGAAAGGGCACGUUCUCCCAGGCCGACGUGCACAGACAGGUGGCCAUCGUGUUCCGCACCCCGCCCUUCCACGACGGCAACCUCUCGAAACCCGUCAGCGUCAAGAUGCAGCUGCGGAGGCCGUCCGACAAGGAGGUCAGCGAGCCCAUGGACUUCCAGUACCUGCCCCAGGACCCAGACGAGUUCAGGCUGAACGUGAAGAGGAAGUGCACGGCCGACAUCUUCCAGAGUCUGAAACUGGGCUCCUCUCUGUCCUCAGUGAGCCUCCCCCCAGAGAGGAGGCAGAUUGUACCCAGGAGAACAGUGAACACCAAACCACCACCAAUGAACCCACAGCCAGUGGUGACGGCCUCUGCCGCCGCGUCUGCCCGGCAACAGCCCGCCUACCUCUACUCCCAGUCCACCCAGCAGUUCUCCCACCUGCCCAAAGCCGAGCCAACCUCCUGCUCUUCCUCCUCCCAGCCCUGGAAGACCAUCGAAGGCCUGACCCUCGGACCUCACCCCAAAACCAACCCUCGUCCAAGCUUCACCCAAACCCACACACAGGCCUCCAGUACCGGCAACAACCAGGACUAUUCCACCGUCAACCUGUCCGACCUCCACGAGUUCUUCCCCAGCUUCGGCUCCGCCAUUGGGCUGGAGACUCCGCCCCCUCAGCCUGUCCCCACCUCCUCCACUGCCACCUCCUCCUCCGCCACCGUGAUGCCGAGCUCGCACUACCACGUGGACCACACUAUCGACUACGACGACUUCCCCAGUUUCUCCGACGCGCAGGACGGCGGGACGCUGGAGAGCCUGAACAUGGAUGACUUUGUGGACCUGGUGAACCCAGCAAUCAGCCAGCCGGGGUGUCGCGACGGAGCUAGCGCAGCUAAUGUUCACCAGAGCGCAGCCGCAGUUGUGGAGGGGAACCCGGGGAGCACGUGGAUGGAGUACCCCACCAGCAUAGCGGACUUGCUCAACAACGAGAGUAUGAUUGACAAUUUGGGUGCGGGCAACAACGGUGGGCAGCACCAGGAGAUGCCGGACUUUGAGGUUCAGUUCAUGUCUACAGACGACGAGAGAUUUAUUUCAAUACUCACUGACAGUUAG